Molecule: messenger RNA, 1047 nt
Organism: Lathyrus sativus (Indian pea)
Lineage: Eukaryota; Viridiplantae; Streptophyta; Magnoliopsida; Fabales; Fabaceae
Source: the annotation of a GenBank genome assembly
AUGGCAUCAUCUUUAUCUCAUGUCUUUCUUGGUGUUAUUGAUGAAGUUAUCAAUAAACCAGAAAUGGGAAUACCAGAAAGAUUUCUUAGACCAAAUAAACAACCUUCCAUUCUAUUAGAUCAAACCAAUCCUUCACAAACAAUUCCCAUCUUUGACUUUCAAACUUUGUUAUCUGCUGAUAAUACUCAGCUUCAUAACUUGUUCUCAGCAUGCAAAGAUUGGGGAUUCUUUCAGGUGGUGAAUCACGGUGUUAGUUCUGAACUACUUGAGAAGCUGAAAAUAGAGAUUGAGAAUUUUUUCAAGCUUCCGGUUGAAGAGAAAACAAAAUACAAAAUACGACAAGGCGAUUUUCAAGGCUAUGGAGCUGUGAUUAGAAGUGAAGGUCAAAAGCUUGAUUGGGGUGAUAGAUUCUUCAUGAUAACAAAUCCUAUUCAAAGAAGAAAGCCACAUCUUUUUCCUCAACUACCUUCAUCGCUAAGGGAAACCUUGGAGACAUAUAUUUCGGAAUUGAAGAAACUUGGCAUGAAACUUUUUGAGUUAAUGGGAAAAGCCAUUAAAAUGGAUUUAAAAGAAAUAGAGAAUGUGUUUGAGGAUGGAAAUCAGUCGAUAAGGAUGACAUACUAUCCGCCGUGUCCGAAACCGGAGCUCGUCGACGGGAUCAUCCCUCACUCGGACGGCUCCGGUAUAACUAUCCUUAACCAGAUUAACGGAGUUGGAGGUCUAGAGAUCAAGAAAGACGGAGUUUGGAUUCCAGUGAAUUUUCAUACAGAUGCUUUUGUAGUUAAUAUUGGAGACAUUAUGGAGAUUUUAAGCAAUGGGGUGUACUCGAGCAUAGAGCACAGAGUUACUGUGAAUAAAGAAAAAGAUAGAUUUUCUAUAGCUAUGUUUUUCAACACCAAAUUUGAAGCAGAGAUUGGACCUGCAAAGAGUUUGAUAAGUUCAGAAAAUCCAGCUUUGUUCAAAAGCAUGUUGAUGGAAGAAUACUCCAAAUACUUUUUUUCACGAAAUUUAGAUGGGAAAACAAACUUGGAGAGAAUGAGGAUUUAA